Messenger RNA from Melopsittacus undulatus (budgerigar), 3137 nucleotides. RefSeq names its product splA/ryanodine receptor domain and SOCS box containing 1 (gene SPSB1). The record is from RefSeq and is a predicted model, not a curated record. Bases 306 to 1127 code for a protein of 273 amino acids. The transcript has 3 exons. Gene Ontology annotation, molecular function: protein binding. Gene Ontology annotation, cellular component: SCF ubiquitin ligase complex. NCBI's taxonomy places the organism in Eukaryota, Metazoa, Chordata, Aves, Psittaciformes, Psittaculidae. Gene Ontology annotation, biological process: intracellular signal transduction; proteasome-mediated ubiquitin-dependent protein catabolic process.
ACCUCAGUCUCCACAGCCCUUGGGACAGGAAGGAUCUGACUCUGUAGUUGAAGCUAUGGAAGAUCGCCUGGGUCUUUACACACAAGGAUGUAAUGUCAGUUUUCUUUUCCAAUGUUUAAGAAGCCUUUAAUGAAGAGAUGUGGGUAGACUUUGUGGAGGAAUGCUGAGUUUUACCAUGUGGCAAGGCAAUACUGACUGGUGCACAUCUUGAGAGUCUCCUGGCAGCCUGUUCUGUAGGGCUGAAUGCCAGCAGGAGCGGCCGGCUAAAUCCAUGAGCCUAUAAAUAGGCAAAAUCAGAACACACCAUGGGUCAGAAGGUCACAGGUGGGAUAAAGACUGUGGAUAUGAGGGACCCUGUAUACAGGCCAUUGAAACAGGAACUCCAAGGACUUGACUACAGCAAACCCACACGUCUGGAUUUGCUACUGGACAUGCCUCCGGUGUCCUAUGAAGUGCAGUUACUACAUUCAUGGAACAAUGAUGAUCGCUCGCUGAAUGUGUUUGUGAAAGAGGAUGACAAACUCAUAUUUCACCGGCAUCCGGUGGCUCAGAGUACAGAUGCCAUCAGAGGCAAAGUGGGAUAUACCCGAGGACUCCACGUGUGGCAGAUCACAUGGGCAAUGAGGCAGCGAGGCACACAUGCUGUGGUCGGGGUGGCAACAGCAGAUGCCCCUUUGCAUUCAGUAGGAUACACGACACUGGUAGGAAAUAACCAUGAAUCUUGGGGCUGGGACCUUGGGCGCAACAGACUGUACCAUGAUGGCAAGAACCAGCCAAGUAAAACCUACCCUGCCUUCUUAGAACCAGAUGAAACUUUCAUUGUGCCGGAUUCUUUCCUGGUGGUUCUGGACAUGGAUGAUGGGACACUGAGCUUCAUUGUAGAUGGGCAAUACAUGGGUGUUGCAUUUCGAGGACUCAAAGGGAAAAAGCUAUAUCCAGUGGUAAGCGCGGUGUGGGGGCACUGUGAAAUACGGAUGUGCUACUUGAAUGGACUUGACCCUGAACCACUGCCUUUGAUGGACUUGUGUCGGCGAGCUGUGAGGCUUGCUCUGGGCAAGGAAAGACUGAAUGAGAUCCCUACACUGCCACUGCCAGCAUCCCUCAAGAGUUACCUGCUCUACCAAUGACCUUCGUGUUCAAGGAUGGAGAGUUGGAACCAAGGCAAAAAUAUCAAAGUUGACCCACUGAGCAAUGGGCUCUCCACCCUUGUGUCAUCGCUACUGUUGGAACUCCUUGGCCAAAGUAUUCCUGCCACUGCUUAGAUCUCCAUGUGCCCUUAUUGGCAACUCUCAAGUAAUCCUUGUUCCACAACUGAAGUGUUUUGUUCUUUGGAAUUCUUCCCUAGCAUGCUUACAAAAGGGACAUUUACAGAAGCUCUGUGCUUCCCUGCUUCUCCUGAUGAAAGGCUGUGCUGCACCCUUUGGGUUGUAGAGCUUAGGAGUGAAUGGUUUUUCUGUACCAGCCCAAGGGAAGAACAUAAUCUGGGGAAAGGGAAGGCGUUAGGAAUGGGAAUGUUAAAACCAGGUUCUAAGAAUGGAAAGGCAUGCGGUGAGCAGCAGAGCUGGGAAGAGUCUGUAAGACCAAGAAUUAAUUGCUGAGUUCUUAAAAACCAAAAAAUAAAUAUUUAAGAAUACAACCCCAAGCCCUGAAACACCAAAACCAAGAACCCUUCCACCAGGAGACUUUCUAAUUUGGUGAUGUCAGUGAUGCCAGUAUCUGCCAGGACUUCUCACUAUGUACUAAUGUUAUUUCAUAGUGAAUCCCUGUGUGCUUGUUUAUCACCACUGCUUGCACAGUUCUGCUCUGUUCUCUGUUCUGCUGCCUCUUAGAGGGUUUGACUGAGCUGACUGAGCAGUCGUACUGUGUCUUCACCUGCUCUCUUCUGACUUAAAACUGCAGGUUUUAGUCUGGGAUCAGGGGUCCCUUGCAGAUGUGAGUACACAGAAGGGGUGAACUUCUCCCUCAAUAGGCUGAGAUAGGCUGUAUGAGCUGGGAUUUAUUAGAUGGCUAUGCAUCCUGUAUUUUAGGUCUGUCUUCUGUACAGCCUGUUCCAUGUUAAGGCUUUAGAGAAACAUACUUACAUGCUUCUCUGAUGGCUCUGCCAGGGAAUUCUCUUCUUAGGUAAGCUGCUUAGAGGCAUCCAGACCAGGCUUGCUUCUGUCACAGACCAUCAGUGUAAUCUCCACUUAACUAUGCAGCCAGAAUAGUUCUGUUUCUUGCUUGUGGGUGGGAGUCUUCCCAGAGAAGUGGCAGCAGUGUGGCUGCAGAAGUCCCAUCAGCAGAUGAGAAAUCCAGAGGGUGAUUGCUGCAGAAUGUAGCUGGUGAGACUUUACCAGAAGCCAAUGGGAUGAUCUUCAGGCACAGCAAGAAGAAACUGAACCUCUCUAGAGCUGAGGGUGGGGAUAGGAGAGAACUGCAAUAAAGAGGACAAGCAAUUCAGGCAAAAUCAGCACAUCCCAAAUAGAUUCUCACCUCAGUAGCCAAGUAAAGAGGAUGACACUCCUUUACUAGCAGGAGCUGCUCUCUUGACCUCUCCACAGGUUACUAUGCUGCCUUUCUGGGGUUAUUUUGCACAUUUCUUUGUCUUGAAAAAUGUUUGUGUGGUUGGUUUGUAUUUUUUUUUUUUUUUUGCUCUUGAGUUAUCCCUUCAGUUCUGUGUAGGUACAAAUGAGUUUAGUUGUUGAAAAUGUUAAUAUAUAUUUGUGGUGUUAUGUAUAAGAACAUGUUUUAAACAGCUGCUGUAGGUACCUUUUUUAAGAUAAACUACUUGCAUAGUAUAUUUUUUAAAGCACAGAUUUGGUGCCAAGACUGGGUGGGGUGUGAUGUGCCCCUUUUUUAAUCUAAUGUUAUAUGAUUUCUUUUUUAAUGUAGGGGUUUGUACUAGUUUCUGUUACAGGGUGGGACACAAGACUAUUCAGUGUGUGGAGCCCUGCUUGGUUGCCUUCGACUUGAACCAGUGUCUUCCAGAACUCCAGGGAAGUAGCUGUGUUCUUCCUACUUCUAAUGCUCUUCGUGCUCCCUUGUUUCCAUCUCUUCUCACCUCACCAGUACGUUGCUUUGUACAGUUUUAAAUCCUGACUUUCUAUUUUAUGACUGUAGAUAAUACUCAGUAACCUAAUAAACUUUAUUAAAUAUUA